This is a messenger RNA of Paramecium sonneborni, 645 nucleotides long. NCBI's taxonomy places the organism in Eukaryota, Ciliophora, Oligohymenophorea, Peniculida, Parameciidae. The record is from the annotation of a GenBank genome assembly.
AUGUUUUAUAAGGCUUUUUCGGAUAAAAAGUGUAGUCCCUCUCCUUUACGUAGAUGUUCCCAUUAUCAGAUUCCAAAUACAUAUAUUUAAAAUAUAAGGUAACCCUAAGAGAAAUUAUUUGAAACAAUAGAGAAAUAGAGAUCAUUAAGUGAUGAGUAACAGGAAAUCUAAAAGUUGUAGUAGGUUAUUGAGUAAUUGAAGGAUGAAAAUAACAAAUUACGUUUAGGAUUACAACAAUAAAAUCUAAAAUUUUUAUAUGAAACUUAACAGUUAAGUUAGCAGAUUACGAAUAUGCAAUCAGAGUAAUAAUAAAUAAAAUAGGCAUUAAUCGAUCGAAAUAAUGAAAAGAAUAAGAUGAUUCAAUAUAUUGAUGAACUUUCUAACUAGCAUUAGAAUCUACAAAUCUUAUACUAAGAUGCUUAUUUGCAACUUUAGUAGGCUGAGAUAUAUUCAAAUUAAAUAAUGUUAUUGGAGAAAGAAUUGAAAGGAAAAGCAGAUGAAAUUGAAAUAUUGAAAAAUGAACUACAAAUUACUACUAAUUUCAAUAUUGAAUCGAAAGAUAAUCAAAAAAUAUAUGAUUUUCUUAAAAAUGUUAAACAAUAAAAUGCUGAUGGUGAAUGCAGAUCAUUAUACUUAUGUGAUUGA